AUGGACGGGUAUAGCGUAUUAAAAUUGUUUGGUUUUCGAACAACUACAGUAUUGGAUAUUGAGAAACUUCUCGAUCUCACUCGAGAAGAUUAUAUUAUAACCUCAAAAAUUACUGGCGAAAAAUUGAUUGACUUGCGAGUUCAUCCGAUGAAUUGUGGUUCUGCGUUUCUCCGUCAUAAUGGAAAUAUUAUGGCACUGCAUACUUUGUUCAGAAUUCAGUGAGUUGAUUUUUUGGAAUGCAUUUUAUUGAAAUUCUUUUUUUUUUUAGGCAUGACAUCAGAAUUUAUGCUUCUGAACCACUGGUAUACGAGCUGGAGAGUCCGAAUUACUGGAUUCCGAUUUCCCAGUUGAUUCUCACAAAAAUCAUUGAAGAAUCAGAAGAGCCACCAAGAAAACGAAAAUACAAAAAUUGGUUGAGAAAACUUUCGCUUCGAAAAUAA
Messenger RNA from Caenorhabditis angaria, 440 nucleotides. The record is from the annotation of a GenBank genome assembly. Lineage: Eukaryota; Metazoa; Nematoda; Chromadorea; Rhabditida; Rhabditidae.